AUGUUCAGUAGCUGUGACAAGACAAAAGGCAAAACAGAAAAUAACCCACCCCCACCCCCCAAGGAAGCUCUUGUCCUUAAAAGAACUCUGCUUUUUGACAGCUCCCUAAUUGAGAUGGAAAAACUGAUCUCCGAAGCCAAUGCCACCUGCCUGGGCAUUAGUGAGAGACCAGUAGGAGGCAGCAAGGCAGAACCUAAUUGGAACAUUCUGCCCCAGAGCCCAGGGAGGCUUGGGAGCUCCAAGCUCAGUUGGCUGCUCUGGCCCUUUAAUGAGCAGCGUGCUCCCAGUGAACCACCAGCAGGUGUUGCUCAAGUGCCGAGCUCAGCCUUCGGGGCUGUCUUCACGUUUGGAGAAAACACCUUUGUCGUCCUCCCCGAGACGAGGGGGAAACUGAGGCUCCUAUUGGCUGCAGUGGCCCUGACUCUCCCUGCCCCACGAUUAGACUCUAAGCCAGCCUCGGUGGUCAUCCGGCUGCUCCCUGGGAUGUGUGCUGCAGGGUGUGACCCAGCCCACACUCAUACACUGCCAUGUGCAGAGUCCGGACUCAAGGCUGGCUUUCUGGGAGGGGGCAAAGGUCGGAUGUGGGACGUGGGGGCCGUUAUCCGGACACUUUCCGCUCCUCCACCUUUUCUGUGGAGACAUACAAACAGGGACCUUUGUAUGGCGUGCUUCACCCCAGCCCCGGGACCAGGUACCCCCAGGAAGACGCUACACUUUGAGAUCUCCAAAGAAGGUAGUGACCUCUCUGUGGUGGAGCGUGCUGAAAUAUGGCUCUUCUUGAAAGUCCCCAAGGCUAACCGGACCAGGACCAAAGUAACCAUUCGACUCUACCAGAAUCAGAAGCAAUCCCAGAGCAGCUUGGAUGGGGCAGAUGAGGCCGAGGAGGUGGGCAUCAAGGGUGAAAAGAGUGAGCAAUUGAUAUCUGAGAAGGCAGUCGAUGCCCGCAAGAGCACCUGGCAUAUCUUCCCAGUGUCCAGCAGCAUACAACGCCUAUUGGACCAGGGCAAGAGCUCCCUGGAUGUGCGGAUUGCCUGUGACCAGUGCCAGGAGACAGGUGCCAACCUGGUGCUCUCAGGCAAGAAGAAGAAGAAGGAAGAGGAGGGAGAAGGGAGAAAGAAGGAAGCUGGAGAAGGAGGGGCAGGAGGAGAUGAAGAGAAGGAGCAGACUCACAGACCUUUCCUCAUGAUGCAGGCCCGUCAGUCUGAGGACCACCCGCAUCGCCGCCGCCGCCGUGGCCUGGAGUGUGAUGGCAAGGUCAACAUCUGCUGCAAAAAACAGUUUUUUGUCAGCUUCAAGGACAUUGGCUGGAACGACUGGAUCAUAGCGCCCACAGGUUACCACGCCAACUACUGCGAGGGCGAGUGUCCCAGCCACAUAGCAGGCACUUCUGGCUCAUCCUUGUCCUUCCACUCCACGGUCAUCAACCACUACCGCAUGAGGGGGCACAGCCCAUUUUCCAACCUCAAGUCUUGUUGCGUGCCCACCAAACUCCGGCCAAUGUCCAUGCUGUACUAUGAUGACGGGCAGAACAUCAUCAAGAAAGACAUUCAGAACAUGAUAGUGGAGGAGUGUGGCUGCUCCUAAGCCCUCUCCUGCCUGGUAGAAGGAGGGGGCCCCCGGGGCUGGGGGGCGAUGGACAGACAAGAGGGAAAAAGACACAGGAGACAGCGAGAAGGCAAUUCAUGACAAGACACAAGACCCUCCUUUGGGGUGGAGUUUCUCCGUGAAAUAAAAUAAACCGAAGACAUAUGAAGGAAAAAUGCAGACCAUCAUUAGCCUGGGUUCAGAGAAGAGCUAGGGGCUGGGGAGGGGAGGAAGAGGAGAGUCUCCCCCUUCCUCCCUUCUUCCCAAGGAGAUCAAACUGGCUACUUUGGUGGUAGACGUGCAGCAGCCUCAGCCCCCUGUUCCCUCUCAGCGUGAGCCCCAAGCUCGGCUCCCCUAACUUGCCGUAACUUGGAUUCCCCCAUUCCUAAGAGCAUCCAGAAAGCCAUGUCGUGGAACAUUCCCAGGGACU
Molecule: messenger RNA, 2014 nt
Organism: Gracilinanus agilis (Agile Gracile Mouse Opossum)
Lineage: Eukaryota; Metazoa; Chordata; Mammalia; Didelphimorphia; Didelphidae
Gene: INHBA
Product: inhibin subunit beta A
Exons: 5
Coding region: 1-1584 (527 amino acids)
Biological process (GO): BMP signaling pathway; SMAD protein signal transduction
Cellular component (GO): extracellular region
Molecular function (GO): growth factor activity; cytokine activity
Source: RefSeq, a predicted model, not a curated record